Molecule: messenger RNA, 1179 nt
Organism: Homalodisca vitripennis (glassy-winged sharpshooter)
Lineage: Eukaryota; Metazoa; Arthropoda; Insecta; Hemiptera; Cicadellidae
Exons: 2
Coding region: 1-1179 (392 amino acids)
Source: RefSeq, a predicted model, not a curated record
AUGAUUCACAAAGAGCCUAUCUGUCAGUGUCAGUGGGUGGUGGUGGUGGUGGUGGCACCACCCGCUACCCCCAGCUGUCCUCCCUCACUUGCCAGCAGUCGGCGGGCACUCCUCAGCUAUGAGUUUAGUGAGACAGGUUACCACCAAAGUGGUUGCUACUUUGAGGCUAGUGAUACAGAUUACCAGAUAAUAUGUUGCUGCUAUGAGUUUAGUGAGACAGGUUACCACCAAAGUGGUUGCUACUUUGAGGCUGGUGAUACAGAUUACCAGAUAAUAUGUUGCAGCUAUGAGUUUAGUGAGACAGGUUACCACCAAAGUGGUUGCUACUUUGAGGCUGGUGAUACAGAUUACCAGAUAAUAUGUUGCUGCUAUGAGUUUAGUGAGACAGGUUACCACCAAAGUGGUUGCUACUUUGAGGCUGGUGAUACAGAUUACCAGAUAAUAUGUUGCAGCUAUGAGUUUAGUGAGACAGGUUACUACCAAAGUGGUUGCUACUUUGAGGAUGGUGAUACAGAUUACCAGAUAAUAUGUUGCUGCUAUGAGUUUAGUGAGACAGGUUACCACCAAAGUGGUUGCUACUUUGAGGCUGGUGAUACAGAUUACCAGAUAAUAUGUUGCUGCUAUGAGUUUAGUGAGACAGGUUACCACCAAAGUGGUUGCUACUUUGAGGCUGGUGAUACAGAUUACCAGAUAAUAUGUUGCUGCUAUGAGUUUAGUGAGACAGGUUACCACCAAAGUGGUUGCUACUUUGAGGCUGGUGAUACAGAUUACCAGAUAAUAUGUUGCUGCUAUGAGUUUAGUGAGACAGGUUACCACCAAAGUGGUUGCUACUUUGAGGCUGGUGAUACAGAUUACCAGAUAAUAUGUUGCUGCUAUGAGUUUAGUGAGAUAGGUUACCACCAAAGUGGUUGGUACCACGGUGGCUUUGAGGCUUGUGAUACAGAUUACCAGAUAAUAUGUUGCUGCUAUGAGUUUAGUGAGACAGGUUACCACCAAAGUGGUUGCUACUUUGAGGCUUGUGAUACAGAUUACCAGAUAAUAUGUUGCUGCUAUGAGUUUAGUGAGACAGGUUACCACCAAAGUGGUUGUUACUUUGAGGCUGGUGAUACACGUUACCAUAGAAUAUGUUGCUACUAUGAGUUUAGUGAAAUAGGUUGUCCAAAGUUGUUGCUACUUUGA